Messenger RNA from Ornithodoros turicata, 7347 nucleotides. RefSeq lists its product as uncharacterized. The record is from RefSeq and is a predicted model, not a curated record. NCBI's taxonomy places the organism in Eukaryota, Metazoa, Arthropoda, Arachnida, Ixodida, Argasidae. Bases 52 to 7290 code for a protein of 2412 amino acids. The transcript has 2 exons. Gene Ontology annotation, biological process: protein processing. Gene Ontology annotation, molecular function: metalloendopeptidase activity. Gene Ontology annotation, cellular component: plasma membrane.
UACAGCCGCGGUACUUCGGUUCCACUCUAUGCACCCUCAAGUUAAAAGAAAAUGAGAACGCUGAAGAAGUUACUUGGAAGAGUUCCAAACACGCAAGACAGGGACAGAUUGGGUGAUCAACUUAUUUCACCUCACGAGGCAGCGCAUACUGAACGUUCUGCGUAUCAUGACCCUGAUGGCGAUGAUGCAUAUGUUCUGAACACGGACAGAGAGCCAGCGCUAUGCGUCCCAGAGGACCGUCUACCGUCGAGGUUGCGACCAGGAUCCCUGGAUCAAGGAACAACUGAUCGCGACAAGUUACCUCGAGGUAAUGGAGGUCAAGUUUCGCCAACCGGUACCCUCUAUAAAGACAUGGUACCCACAGAGUCCCGUUUAGAGAAGAAAGGUACGUCAGCGAUAUCUCGAAAGGAAAGUAAAAACGGCACGUGCUACGACAGGCUUAAGCAGCGCAAAGGAAGGCCAAGCAAAGAUUCAAGACAAAGUGUUCAUAACGAGAAUUGGAUCGGCCGCCCCAAAAGGGAGCAAAAACAUUUAAGUGAAUGGAAGGAGUCAGCUGUAGGUGACACUAGCAUUGUGAGCCGGAAGUGCAUACAGAACCGCAGGCAUCACCGGGUAAAAGUUAACACUCUUUCCAAACAGCCUCACGAGCAACAGCUGACGUACCUGUCGUUUAAUGAUGAAGGCAGAUCCGCAGCAGGUGACAGAAGAGCUGCUACGUCGAAGGACAAGAAACUUCGUGAAUACAGCAAUGAUUGGAGAGAUCUUGAAAAAAUCAUGCAAAGAAUCCCCCGACCUAGGAAGGAGGUACGAGCACAGAGUUGGGGUAGACCGUUCAUAAAACCGGCCGAGUUGUCGCCACAAAAAUGGCUAUCGACGACACAGAGGUCUACCUACGCACUUAUGCAGAUUACUGAUACCGGAAGGCAACUUCAUGCUGCAGUGGCUAGCAUGCAACCCAGGAUGGAUCCUGACCCAAGGAAACCAACUACUACAGGCCGUACGAAAUGCGAUGUAUGUCGGUGCACAAAGUGCUGUGGAGAGUGCUGCAAGAAGGCUGUCCAAUUGAGGCUAUACCAGGAUCUACAAGCUACCGUAGAUACCGGUGCUGACGACGUGAAAACAAUGAUAAAAUGCUACGAUGACAUUGCUGCUGCUACAGAAACUGCGCCGCGCACUACAUUUCUCACGCGUUCUCCCGAAGGUACUCAUGUUUUCACCGGUCCUCCAGUUCCUCCUGAGGCGCCCCAGGCUUUUCCCGAACAACUCAUAAGAAUGUCAGAUAUUGAACGUCUUACGGUACCAGUAAUACAUUCGACGUUAAAGGAAACGCCGCUUCCUGUCGUAGCACCUGUGUCAAUGAAUACAGCGGUUGUAUCACCGGAUAUCACCUACGACGAAGCAUCUGCAGCACCUUCCUCUGUACGCCUCUUUCAGUGGCAAACUCUGGGGCAGACAACGCCAGUGGAACGAACGCUAUCGUAUCCUGAACUAUCCACGAAAGCAUAUUCGACGUGUGUAUUCUCGUGGUCAACACCAGUGGCACGCCAAACUAGAUCUCAUCCUGUUCUCCCCGAAAAAGUUAAACAAAUAUCAUGGUCGACAGCUCAGUUGCGUUUAGAAGCGGCCGCGCUUGACAAACAAUUUUCGUUCUAUGUACGAGCGUCCCCUACCUAUACUCUUAUCAAUGAACCAUACUUACCUUCACGAAGGCCCACUGCAGCAACCAGAGCCAGGCUGAACCAUAUCUCAAAACGUGAACCAAUCUCUGAACACACCCGACGUUUUACAACCAUUCCUAGCAUUCAUAAGGUUCGGCCCUGUCAUCAGAGAGGUGAUCACCCUCAGUCUAUUGGUACUCAACCGAAAGUGCAUGCUCCUGCAAAAACGCCCUCGGGCUUCUCUGCACCUGGUACGAUGUACCAAUUAGGCCAGCGAAUGGGCAGGAACCGAACUCUGCAGGCACUUUCCGGUACCUCCACACUUCAGUCAGAGCCUUCACCUCCGCAGACUGUAGCCUCAACUUCGCAAGGAAAAAACUCUGCUCCACAUGAAGCUAAACGAGUUGCCAUAACAACGCCCGAAAGCCAACAAGAAAGUUUCGAACAUUCGACAGAAAGCGAAGACAUAGGUGGGAGAUCGUCGUGUUUCCCAUCUGUAUGCAGGAAACUGACCAGCUCCAGCUGUUGCGCUAAGAAGACAGGGCGCAACCAGUUAGUUCCAAAUGGUAAGAAAGUCGCGAAAGCAAAGCCCACUAGUGACAAGACGUCAACAGGACGACAAGAAAGGCUGUCUCUCGACGAACGUGAACUUGAGAUGCUAUAUGACAGAGAUCGGAAAGCGGGUCAACCAAGCAGGAAGUCCAUUGCAAUGGAAAUUUCGGCGCUUCUUGCGGAGAGUGAAAAGUUCAAUGAGGAAUACGAUACUAGGCGAGACAUUGAAGAGAGUGGAGACUCCAGUCGCACCAGCUCAACGCAGUCCACUUCAAGUACUGCCCCAAAAUAUCCGAACAAGCGAAAAGUCGAUAAAAAACAAAGUAGACAGGGGACGUACCCACGGGGGGCAGAUGAACAAAAACAUAAAACUAAAAAGAUGGAUCUCAAAAUGCAAGACAAGAAGCGAAAGAAAAGUAAGUCGAAGAGUGGGAGAACCAGGUCCUCAGAUACGAAUCCGUCAGUUCGUGCUCGCAGACAGAGGGAAACUACACUAGCAAAUUCUGGAAAACCAACUGGCUCCAGCUACCCACGUACUACUAACUACCGCACGGCACCGCGUAGUUAUUCCAAGCAAGUGGAAGGAAGCCUUGAACAGCGCCCACUCAGUGUACCAACAGCAAGUAAAAAAAGAAAAGGCAUGCCUUCUCCUGAGCGAUCCCGUGCGUUCAUAUCGAGGAAAACUGCUGCAGAUUUUGUAGGUGCCGAUUUUAGUGCUCCACGAGGGUACGAGUAUCCGCGUCAGUCAUACCCUCGUGAUGUCUACGAUCAGGAGGAAUACGAAAACGAAUACCUUGAAGAACAGACCGCUCAAGCAUCAAGUACGAGUGAUGAGCGUUAUGCACUGUCUCCUGUGUACCCUCCGCCACUAAAUGGCGAGUGGUACGUGGACCCUGCGUCACCAUGGAGUGAAAGAGAGCAGUAUAGUGAUCGAACGGCUGAGGGUUCAACAGCUGUGUCACCCCUUUAUCGACCUCCAUGCUUAACGCCAUCGCCGGCAGAUAUGAGAGAUAUGGGCUAUUCUUUUGCCGACGGAUUCGUUGCUACGCCGUCACAUGAGUUUUCCUGGACAACGUUAGACGAAUACGAACGAUGCACCACAACUCGUCGUAAGAAGAGUAGCGUCCUGCGAGACUUUGCUUGGUCUAAGGAUCACACGUACAGCUUUGCGCCAGCGUCUCCCUCGCCAGAGUGGAUAUCACUCGCACCAGGUGAAGAAUACUUUGAUUCUCCUUACACCGAGGAAAGGACGCCUGCACUAUGCCGGCUGAAAAAAUGCAUGCAGAUACCGCAUAUGGAAUACAAGACGCCAAUUAUACCUUCGCCGCGAAGUCUGUCGCUCCCGCCGAGGCCAGCCGAGCGAGAUACAGAAAUCCCGACGCGACGUUUCCUACCUCGGAGAACGUCUUCAAUGGCUAUACUGCCAGCGGUGAAUGAUAGGUUCGUACCACAGCUGAGAAGAACGCAAUCUGUUGGAAAUACGAGUGCGUCAUCAAUGGAGGAAAUGUUAGCAAUGCCACCAGUAGUUAAAUUAUCCUGGGUUCCACGGGGAAGACAAGAAUUAGCAACUGAGAAUAGGCCACGCAGGGCAAGACUAUUAGUGGCACAAGAUGGGGACGAUACAGAAGACAGGCUAAUGAACGAAUUUGUCGAAGAAUAUCAACCGCUGCAGAACUAUCCUCCUACGCGAUUCGGUCCCCAGACGCAGAACGUUUCUCUUAUGCAAGGCUAUCUACCAGUGCAGAGCACUGCCUCCAUGCAAGGAUACCUGCCCAGGUAUAGAUACCCUCCUUUUUGCGGAUACGCCCCCACGCAGGGAAGUGUACCCAUGUACGGAUAUUCGCAAGUUCCAAACUACCAUCCCAUGAAAAGCCAGUCAUCUGUACGCCCGGCAAGCACGCAGAGUAAUGCAGUUGAAGAAAUCCAACAAGAGGGCGAGGAUACGCAAGGGUACCAAGAAAAUGAGAUUGAGGAUGAUUCGCACGAUCAGACGUUUACACAGGGAGCGUUUCCCAAAGACGAAUUGAUGGAACCUGUAGUGGCGGAUUUGGACGACACAACUGUAUCGCAGCAAGUCCCUGACAGUGGACAGGCAUUUUACACGGCAGAUACAUUUGAGCCUCCUGAGCCUUUGGAGUCACGAACGCGCUCUGUGGCAUCGGACAUGAGAGAUGCACUGCCAUUUUACUCUGAGGAUGCAUUUUCAGCCUCCGAGCCAUCGCAUUCACUAGUAGCGUCUGUCGCACGAGACGCAAGAGACGUAACAGUAAGUACAACCCUGCUUCAUUCGUCAAUUGAGGGAGAUGACGCCGUCGCUGAGGAAACAAGAUUACUACGUUCGUCCCUUGACACCAAUGAUUUGGAGGGAAUCCAUCCGGUUGAGAGCACUCCAAGCGUGUCCCAGGGCUCUACAGCGAGUGUGGAAAGCAAACAAAUAAUCCCUGUAAUUGAGAGUACUGUUCCACAGGAGCCGCCAGCAGUUGCUAUUGCCACCGAACACAAAAGUUUGUCGCCGAUUUUGCCGCCGAUUCUUCCGCCGAUUGUGUUGCCAAUCCUGCCACCCCCUGAAGUAGAUAUUAGUCCAGAGACUGGAGCACCAGAAGCAGCGCCUGUAGCGAAGCCAGUGGAAGAAGAAAAGCUUAUUCCGCCGUCUGACUCCGAGAGCGAAGCUGAGAAAGCGAUACAGGAUUACGCUGAAUCUACGAUACAUCUAUACCCGGAAAGUCGGUUAGUCCUUGUUGGGGCUCUGAUCUGCAUUGCAUGGAUACUUUUCACCUUGCUCUUUACUACUUCUAGCCACAGGGAAGGCGCUGAGAGAACUACUCCGAAAUUGUCCACCGAACCCACUGCGUCUGUGACUGAAGAAAGCAUUCAAACACCAUCUGCCAGCAGCCUAUCUACAGCUAACGCAUACACCAACGCUACAGGCUCAGCGUCAGGAGUAGGAACACCGUCCACCCCGCAAAUGUCCACCCCGCAAAUGUCCACCCCAACGCCCCCUAGUGCGACGACAGGCAUAUUUUACUGCAGUACCGAAUUUUGCAGACAGGAAGGACUAUAUUUGGAAUCUCUUUUACAAACCUCAAGGUCCUCUCCUUGUGACAACUUCUACGACUACGUCUGCGACGGCUGGGUGAAUAGCGUCGCCGGCGCUAUUCCACUGGGAUCUGGCACAGCUAUAUCGCGAGACACUGAGCUUCAGUCUCAAAUAGAGGAAGCUGCUUUGAGUUACAUCAUUGAUGGUCAACAUGCAGACGUCGCUCCCGCGCGACAACUCUAUGAAGCCUGCAAAGACCGCACUCGAGCCGGAGCGGCUGCCGUAAAUUCUGCGCGCCAAAUGUUCCGAACAUGGAAAAUCAACGAGUGGCCUCUGACAGACCAGUCACGAACGUCAAAAGUGGACGAUGUUUGGCGCUUCGCAGGCGAAAUUUCGCGUGACUUAAAUAUCGAUGCUUUGCUUUGCGUCUCCGUCGCAAAAGAUCCCAGGCACCUAAACCAGCUCAUAGUGGACCUAGGUCAGCCUCGACCUAUCUAUUUCCCUGGUGAUUCAUCUUACAUAGAGGUUAGUACCUUGUUCCGUGAAGCCAUCAAGGAAACCGCGGCAGAAUUUCUGGCAGACACUACAGCGCAGGAUGUAGUGGUGAACGAAGUAAUGAUCACAUUCACCACCAUUGUGCAAAAAUUUGGACUGGGAACAGACCGCACAGAGCCUGGUCAAGACAUGGAAAUGUCUCAGGUUCAUGACCUGAGCGCCGGAGUGCAGCAUUUUCUCAGCACAGUGUUUGUAAAUGUGAACACUUUUGGCUUAAACAAUUCCCUGCUGCUUCAUCACCCGACGUAUGUUCGUCUUGGUGUGGAUGAAGCCGUCAAUGCUUUGCCACCGCGGACUACCUUAAACUACCUUGGAUUUCGUUGUCUCCUUCGACUUGCGCCAUUCCUACCUGAAAAGCUGACCAGGCUCAGGGAGCUGUACUCCGUGGAAGUUCUCGGUCGUACUCAAGAGCCCAACGUGACCACGCUGUGCCUUCGUGCAAUCGAGAUCGUUCUCCCAGUUUGCUUCGUCAGGUCCUACGCAGUGCGCCGUGUCAAGUCCCGUGAAGACACGGGAGCACGCAACUGGUUGUCCCAACUGGAAAGCAUAUUCAUUUCCUACGUGCGGCAGGUUGAGUGGAUGGACGAUCUCACUGCACUCUUGGUGCGUUACAAGAUGAAACAUCACUUCCUUGCCCGCUUUUUCCCCUAUUGGGCUGUGCAAGAAAGCGACUCUUGCACGUCGGCACACUUCGACAGCACGCAGACACCGCUAAUUGGCUACUUCGAGACAUCUGUCCGACGUCGCAACGAAAUGCUUCAAAAGGCCUUCGGUAACAACGUGCAGACGAGAUUUUCUAUGGGUUGGCUCCUGGAUAUUGUUGCAAAAUACCAAGAAUCGCAACAGACAUUUUACAUACCGCAAGCACUCCUCAAUGCAUCUGUUCCCACUAAAGGAACCAUAUUUGCCUUUCACCUGUCUCGCGUUGCCGUCCGUCUCUACGUAGCCCUAAUCAAGAUCCUGUACGGGGGAACAAUUUAUGAGAAGGAGACACCACUGCAUUUCACUGACGACGCUCUACUUAAAUUAGACGAAGUUGUCACUUGUUUCGAGCGAGACUUCGAUGCUAACCGAGGCCAGCAGAAUAUUAACGCGUCUUGGAUACGUUACUCGCUUAUGGAACAAGGGCUUGCUGUCCACCUUGCCUUCCUAGCCUUCCAAAAACUGGUUCAUGUGCGACGAAUUUGGCAUUUAGACUUUCGGCUUAUAACAUUACAGAGCGUGACCUCGGAUCAGUUAUUUUUCAUCUACUAUGCUCUUGACAACUGCGAGUACGCAGAUGCCGCCUACCGACACCACGAGUUCUUCCAACAUCGCCGGGUGCCUCCCCAGCAGAGGGUCAACCUGCCACUACGACAUCUACCUCAGUUCGCGCUCGCGUUUAACUGUACCCAGCACGAUUUCAUGGUAGCACCCGCCUUCAGCCGUUGCGCUACCCUUAAAACACAAUCACCAUCUCCAAUAAUUCCACCCCGAAUUAUUCAUUAGCUCUGCCCAUAUUGUCUAUUUGUAUACAGGAUACUACUUACGUAUUACCUUACUACA